AUGCAGGCCAGUGAUAGAUUUAACAUCAAUUCACAGUUGGAGCAUCUGCAGGCCAAAUAUGUUGGGACUGGCCACGCUGAUUUAAACAGAUUCGAGUGGGCAGUGAAUAUUCAACGUGACAGCUAUGCAUCAUAUAUUGGUCACUACCCUAUGCUUGCUUAUUUUGCUUUAGCUGAAAAUGAGUCUAUUGGAAGGGAACGCUACAAUUUUAUGCAGAAAAUGCUUUUGCCUUGUGGUCUACCCCCAGAAAGAGAAGAUGAUUGA
Molecule: messenger RNA, 264 nt
Organism: Dovyalis caffra
Lineage: Eukaryota; Viridiplantae; Streptophyta; Magnoliopsida; Malpighiales; Salicaceae
Source: the annotation of a GenBank genome assembly